CAACGGCCCAAUGCCGCCAUCGCGGGAUUUUCCGUCGGCCACCAUCGGUUUUAAAGACGUCGUCAGGCACUCAUCCAGAUACCUUACCAUUUCUGCGCACUCAAAAAACAAAGAAGAGAAGCGCACCAGUCAAACAAGAAAAGAACAGAACAAAUUCAGAAAGCUAUAAUUCCCACACAUCCUCACACCCAAACUAUUCCAGAGGAAUCAAGAAUAAUGCCAUUGAUCAAAAACUUCCCCCUCCCCGCCUCCGCCAGUGAGCUUCCCCCCCCGGAACCAACCAGCACCGACCCAUUUUUCUUGGUCUUCGUGACCUCCCCCGACCCAACGACGGGUCAGUCGUGGUGUCCGGACGUGCGCGCUGCGUGGCCGGUUCUUGAGAAGACUUUUGUCGAUGCUGAGGCGCCGAGGUUGGGGGUUGUAGAGGUUGGGCAGAAGGAUGAAUGGAAAAACCCUACCAACAUCUACCGCACGACCUGGAAGGUCCCGUGUAUUCCCCUGUUGAUCCGGUAUGAGCUUGUGGAUGGAGCGAUGGUGGAGACGGGUCGGUUGGCCGAGGGGGAGAUUCUGGAUGAGGGGAAGUUGGGGGCGUUGGUGGGGAGGGUUUAG
Aspergillus saccharolyticus JOP 1030-1 is the source of this 609-nucleotide messenger RNA. RefSeq lists its product as uncharacterized. Gene Ontology annotation, molecular function: protein-disulfide reductase [NAD(P)H] activity. Gene Ontology annotation, cellular component: cytosol. The transcript is spliced from 2 exons. Lineage: Eukaryota; Fungi; Ascomycota; Eurotiomycetes; Eurotiales; Aspergillaceae. The record is from RefSeq and is a predicted model, not a curated record. The coding region runs from base 217 to 609 and encodes 130 amino acids.